GAAAUAGUCGUCCAAACAACGACACACAUUCCGCAGCCAACUUGCUCUGGGAUGUCGACCGCGGGCUUGUCGUCAUUGCCGACAACGCGCUCAAGGACUUUACUCUUUAUCUCGUACCGUGAUUCAAGAGCACCGUCAACACGUUUCUCUCGCUCGCAGUCAUCCUAUGAUGAACCAUACCGUGCUGAAGAUGAAAACGAAACACUCAUAAAUGCCAACUCCGGACACCUCGCACUCGACGUUGAGUUGCCUCCCAAAUGGGUAGAUCUUUCUGAACAAGUCGAGGAGAUCUUAGGCGGGACACAAGCCAAAAUUGUCACUUUGGAGAAGCUCCAUGCAAAGCAUGUUCUCCCCGGCUUUGCGGACCGGACAGCAGAGGAACGAGAAAUCGAAGCGGCGACCACCGAAAUCACCAAAGAUUUUCGACGAUGCCAUACUUUGAUUCAACGUAUCAGUGCUGAACAGGGUCAUUCAUUUCCCCCUUCUACUCAGAAAACUCAGUUUCAGGUCCUCGCGGCCAAAAAUGUGCAACGAGGCCUAGCCGCGAGGGUCCAAGAACUCAGCUCAACGUUCCGUAAGAAACAGCGUAUCUAUAUGGAACGACUACAAGGGCACGCGAUAAAGAAUCAAGAUCUCCUGAUCGCAUCAGGGACUAUUACUUCAAGAGGAUCCGAGGGUUUAACUGCUGUCGAUGAAGACAUAGAAGCUGCACAAGCACAGAUUCUAGAUAACAUACAAGAUCAUGGUCUCCGUGCCCGUGACCGGGAGUUAACGGAAAUUGCGAACUCGAUAGCUUCUCUAGCUGAAUUAUUCAAGGAUUUGUCUGUCCUUGUGAUAGAUCAGGGGACACUUCUUGACAGUAUCGAGUAUAACAUUGAACAGACUUCAGUAGAAAUGGCGGAAGCUGUGAAAGAGUUAAACCACGCAACGCGAUACCAGAAGAAUACGGGUCGUCGGAAAAUUAUUUUCCUUCUCCUACUAAUUAUUUUUGGGUUAAUCGUUGUCCUAAUUUUCAAACCUCGUCGGUCAUCUUUAGGUGCUCCACCUGCUCAAGAUUCGACGGCCUCCACGGAUCAUUUUGUCUCACGUUACUUUCAUGCACGGACACCCCGCAGCCUUUACGUACCGAAAUAAUACUUGAUUGAGGGUCUGGUUACCCUGACUUGUGUGGACAAUCUGCAUCAUCAAUUCAGCGAAGCAUCGAAAGGUUGCGGGUGCAUUCUCCUAUUCAAUGCCGUCAAAGGUCAGCUCAUAUUAAAACUUGCCCCUUUC
Messenger RNA from Suillus paluster, 1272 nucleotides. Its product is annotated as t-SNARE. Gene Ontology annotation, cellular component: membrane; SNARE complex; endomembrane system. Lineage: Eukaryota; Fungi; Basidiomycota; Agaricomycetes; Boletales; Suillaceae. Gene Ontology annotation, biological process: vesicle-mediated transport; intracellular protein transport; vesicle fusion. The coding region runs from base 52 to 1134 and encodes 360 amino acids. The record is from RefSeq and is a predicted model, not a curated record. Gene Ontology annotation, molecular function: SNAP receptor activity; SNARE binding. The transcript is spliced from 7 exons.